CACACAUCGAUUCAUUCUUUCCCUCUUUCCCUCUCGUCUGUCGCUAUCGCACCCUCCUCCACGAUUACCCUUGAUCUCCCUAGCAAAAUUCACCUGCGAUCACUCUACUCAUCCAAUUAUGCUAUCGCCGUGCCGAACGUGAUUCCUCACCGCGAACUGCGACUAUAGAGGCUCUGAACCUUUGCGACGCACAUCGAGCGCGCUCUCCCAGCCAUGGACGCCAACCACGCCCUCCUCCAGACACGUCAAAGUGUUAAUCAAAACAACGACCAAAACAUUGGUUCUGCGCUCAACAGCUCACCCUCUCUAUCAGGCCUGAUCUCGACACUGGUCCCCACGCUCAUCAUCGCCGUGGUGUACUUUGCGCUCUUCGUCGUCUUGCGAUCCCGAUUUCCUAGACAAUAUGCGCCUCGAACGUAUCUGGGUGCCUUGCGCCCUCAAGAACGAACGCCGGUGCCGCCGAAUACACUCUUUGGAUGGAUUCCGUUUAUGAGAAAGCUCCCCGACGAAUACGUUCUUCAACACAACUCCCUCGAUGGCUAUUUCCUCCUGCGAUACCUCAAGAUGUCCAUUAUAAUCUGCUUCGUGGGAUGCUGUAUCACAUGGCCGGUUUUGUUCCCGGUCAAUGCAACCGGCGGUGGUGGUCAAAAGCAGCUCAAUGUGCUGAGCUUCAGCAAUGUCCAGGAUAAGAAUCGUUACUUUGCCCACGUUUUUGUGGCUUGGAUCUUCAUCGGAUUCAUCUUCUUCCUGGUCACUCGGGAGCUCAUCUACUAUAUCAACUUGAGACAGGCCUACCUCCUGUCGCCCUUGUACGCUUCCCGGAUCUCUUCCCGCACCGUCCUAUUUCAGUCAGUUCCGCCCAAGUUUGCGGACGAAGCCCGAAUCCGUAGAAUGUUCGGCGAUGAGCUCAAAAAUGUAUGGAUUGCCUCCAACGCCAAAGAACUGGACGAGAUGGUCUCGGACCGUUACAAGCUCUGCAUCAAACUCGAGACAGCCGUGACCAAGCUGAUAAAGCUCGCAAACGAUGCCCGUCUAAAAUCACUCAAGGGAAAAGAUCCAGCGCCUGAAAGGCCGACUUACGACGAGGAGGAGUAUGGCGAAGAGUCAGGCUCAGCGGCGGCUCGUUGGGUUAGACCCAAGGAUCGUCCCACCCACCGUCUCAAACCAUUGAUCGGCAAAAAGGUUGAUACCAUCAAUUAUUGCCGCGAGGAGAUUGGUAGACUGAAUCCAUUGAUCGAAGCCGAACAGGACAAGUACCGGUCAGGCGAAUCCAAGGCUAGAAAUGCAGUCUUUGUCGAAUUCUGGAACCAGACUCAAGCACAGAAGGCCUUCCAGAUGGUCACUCACCACCAGCCCUUGCAUAUGUCGCCUCGUGUCGUGGGCCUCAGUCCUGAAGAAAUUGUUUGGUCAAACUUAGGUAUUACCUGGAAGACGCGCACUAUCCGGAAUAUCGUAUCCCUGGCUGUCGUUGUUGCACUGAUCAUCUUCUGGUCUAUCCCCGUUGCUUUUGUCGGUUCCAUCUCCCAGAUAUCUUAUCUCACAGAAGUCGCCCCGUUUCUGAAGUUUAUCAACAACUGUCCAAAGGUCAUUCUUGGUGUGAUCACAAAUCUCCUCCCUACUAUCAUGCUUUCGCUGCUCAUGUCUCUUGUGCCUGUCAUAAUGAGAUUCAUGGGGAAGAUAGCAGGAAAGCCUACCCUCUCACUGAUCGAACUACGAUGCCACGAAUCAUUCUUUUGGUUCGAAGUUAUUCAAGUUUUCCUGGUGACCACCAUGACUUCUGCUGCCAGCGCUGCAGUACCACAGGUUAUCCACGAACCUGGGACCAUAACCACAAUUCUUGCAAAAAAUCUCCCCCUAGCUGCCAACUUCUAUAUCUCCUACUUCAUCCUCCAGGGAUUGGUCUUCUCGUCUGGCCAACUUUUGCAGAUCGUAGGUCUGAUCCUCUACAACGCCGUGUCCAAAGUACUCGAUAAAACACCACGGAAAAUGUACGACAGAUGGUCCAGCUUGUCAUCAGUCAGCUGGGGAGAUAUUUUCCCUGUGCUCGAAAUGAUGACCGUGAUCUCUAUCACAUAUUCUCCCAUAGCACCAUUGAUGAUGGGCUUUGCGACAAUCGGACUGGGACUGUUCUACUUUGCAUACCGAUAUAGUCUACUGUUUGUUGACAGCUCAGUCAUCGAUACCAAAGGUCUCGUCUAUCCAAAGGCUCUACAGCAUACUCUGGUUGGCUGUUAUUUGGCAGUAAUCUGUAUGAUUGGUUUACUCGGUAUACGAGCCGCUCCCGCUCCGUUGGUGCUGAUGAUCAUUCUUCUGGUUGUCAUGGUUCUCUACCACAUUUCGCUGGCAUCCGCCGUCAAGCCUCUACUACACUACCUGCCACGCUCUCUCGAAGACGAAGAAGCUGCACUCCUCGAGGAAAACGAUACAAGUGGACUGUCAUCGGAUGCCCGAGGAAAGAAUAGUGUAUCCGAGAAGAACCCCAUCGACGAGUUGCGACAAACAAAAGAAAGCAUGCGUACAACUGGCGACCAAGAGACGGUCCCGAUGUGGAAACGUUUUUGGAGGCCCGACAUUUAUGCUAGUUAUGCCGUGCUGAGGAAAUUGGUGCCGCAAGAUUUUGCCGAGAUCAGGUAUUCACCCGAAGUCGAACGAGACGCGUAUCAAGACCCGGCAGUCAAUGCGAUUGCACCAUUGCUGUGGGUUCCACAUGAUGAUAUGGGUGUGUCGAGGCAGGAGUGUUUCCACACGAACAAGGUCGUCCCUAUGACCGACGAAGGGGCGUAUUUCAACGAAAAGGGCAAGAUAGUAUGGAGCGAGGAGGAGACGGGUGGAAGGCCACCGAUUUUCGAAGAAAAGAUUUAUUACUGAUGAGAGGAUUCAAGAGUGGUGGAUUUGAAAGAGCCUCAUGGGAAGUAUGAGUUUGCUGCAAAGCAUGUGUGACUCCUUGUUACCUGGGCGUCAACAGUAGCCCCUCGAGAAGAUGAGCUCGAGCACGAUCAAGACGUUGACAGUAGGGGGUACACUGGGAGCGUCUCUGGUCGUGUCGCUGUCAAUAGACUUUGUUUGAGAGAAAAAAGGAUACCCU
Molecule: messenger RNA, 3085 nt
Organism: Exophiala oligosperma
Lineage: Eukaryota; Fungi; Ascomycota; Eurotiomycetes; Chaetothyriales; Herpotrichiellaceae
Exons: 4
Coding region: 214-2868 (884 amino acids)
Cellular component (GO): plasma membrane
Molecular function (GO): calcium-activated cation channel activity
Source: RefSeq, a predicted model, not a curated record